GUAAUCUAGAGUAAAUUUGAGCAAUUCGAGUGAAUUUACUCUUCCCAAUUAUGAUACAGUAGUAUAUCUCUGUUAGGUGUUUAACAUGUCCAACAAAGCAAAAAGGGGAGGAGAAACCAAGAGAAGUGAGAGGCAACAGAUAAGAAGAGAAACAACAAGUGAAAAUUUUGGAAUUCCAAACAAAGUCCAAGAUUCUUAACAAUCAGGGUCUGGCAUUUAAGAACUUGAUUAUGGAUGAUAUGCGCGUCUCUCAGACAAACACCCUGCACUGUCUUUCAUGUGAAAAUGUAUUUUAAUUUUUUACAUUCAGAGUUCAUUGAAGACAUGGGGUAUUCUAUGAGUAAGUUGGAAGCAGACACCGAACUCUUGGAUGGUUCAAGUUCCAAUCACGGGGCUACUGGCAGUGCUCGUCACAACACACCAUCACAUUUUUUGGACCAUGAAAUUGCUCAGCUUACUAAACUUAGAUCAGGACCCCAUGAAAAUAUCAGUAGAAUCCUACCUGGGAAAAGGGAAGUUCCUGUGUCCACAUUCAAGAUGCUAGCCGCCCGAGAAGCCAAUUAUUCCGGUAGAGGAAGGUUCUCAAAGGCAGAUAGUUGUCAUGUUCUUAGUAAAUAUUUGCCAGUAAAUGGUCCUUGGAUUGUAGACCAGAUGGCAACAAGGGCUUAUGUGUCACAAUUUUCGGUAGAUGGUUCCCUUUUUGUUGCCGCCUUUCAGGGAAGUCAUAUUAGAAUAUAUGACGUGGAGAGAGGGUGGAAAGUUCAGAAGAACAUUCUUGCAAAAAGCUUGAGAUGGACAGUUACUGAUACAUCUCUUUCACCAGGUCAACGACAUCUUGUAUAUGCUACCAUGUCACCUAUCGUACAUAUUGUAAAUGUAGGAUCUGCUGGGACUGAAUCUCUUGCCAACAUCACAGAAAUUCAUGAUGGUUUGGAUUUGGCCGCUGACGAGGAUGAUUCUUUUGGAAUCUUCUCUGUUAAAUUUUCGACUGAUGGUCGAGAAGUUGUUGCUGGAAGUAGUGAUGAUGCAAUCUAUGUUUAUGAUCUUGAAGCAAACAAACUCUCUCUUCGAAUAUCUGCACACGAAUCUGAUGUCAAUUCUGUAUGUUUUGCUGAUGAAAGUGGCCAUCUCAUUUACUCUGGAAGUGAUGACAAUCUGUGUAAGGUCUGGGACAGGCGUUGCUUUAGGGCCAAAGAAAAGCCAGCAGGAGUCCAGAUGGGACACCUAGAAGGCAUUACGUUCCUUGACAGUCGGGGGGAUGGUCGUUAUUUCAUUUCUAAUGGUAAAGAUCAAGCCAUCAAGCUUUGGGAUAUCCGCAAAAUGUCUACUAAAUCUACUUGCAAUAUGAUGUUCAGGCAUUAUGAAUGGGAUUAUAGAUGGAUGGACUACCCUCCUCAAGCUAGAGACUUGAAGCACCCAUUUGAUCAUUCGGUAGCCACUUAUAAGGGUCACUCUGUCUUGCGUACUUUAAUUCGCUGCUACUUCUCCCCCGAAUAUAGUACUGGUCAGAGAUACAUUUACACUGGGUCCCAUGACACUUGCAUUUACAUCUAUGAUUUGGUAAGUGGGGAACAAGUCGCAAAAUUGGAGCACCAUGGAUCAACCGUUAGAGAUUGUAGCUGGCAUCCUCAUUAUCCGAUGCUUGUUAGCUCUUCUUGGGAUGGGGAUGUUGUCAAAUGGGAAUUCCCAGGUGAUGGAGAAGAACCAGUUCCUCCAAAAAAGAAGCCGAUCAGAAGAAGACGUUUCGUUUAGAUGCUAUCUGCAAUCUGGUAUAUUUUCAAAAUCUAUAGACUUAUGGUGUUACACCAGCAUGUAUAUUGACUGUGCCAGCGCCAACAUUUUGAUUUCCAUAUAUUGUACAUAAAUAAAGGCGAACAUGUACAUUGUAUUCUUUAAUUAAUAAUCGUUUGGAAACUCUAUAAUGCAACCUGUGACUCUGUAUGCGAGGCUCGUAUGCAGAGUAAGCCAAAGAAAGUGUAAGGUUGUGCAAGAAAACGGAUGUGCUAAGACGCAACGGCUUCUUGCAUAUAGAUAAAUUGAAGCUCAAUUGUUUACCUCAACAGGAAGAAUGAAUUUGUGUAGCUCAACUAGAUGGUACCUUCUGUAUACAAGCAAAUUCAGGAGUUAAAUUUGAUGAGUUCGACCUUUUUAAUA
Nicotiana attenuata is the source of this 2154-nucleotide messenger RNA. Its product is annotated as LEC14B protein. Gene Ontology annotation, cellular component: Cul4-RING E3 ubiquitin ligase complex. Bases 235 to 1752 code for a protein of 505 amino acids. The transcript has 10 exons. The record is from RefSeq and is a predicted model, not a curated record. Gene Ontology annotation, biological process: proteasome-mediated ubiquitin-dependent protein catabolic process. Gene Ontology annotation, molecular function: protein binding. NCBI's taxonomy places the organism in Eukaryota, Viridiplantae, Streptophyta, Magnoliopsida, Solanales, Solanaceae.